Molecule: messenger RNA, 4319 nt
Organism: Diospyros lotus (date-plum)
Lineage: Eukaryota; Viridiplantae; Streptophyta; Magnoliopsida; Ericales; Ebenaceae
Product: regulator of nonsense transcripts UPF2
Exons: 18
Coding region: 324-3953 (1209 amino acids)
Biological process (GO): nuclear-transcribed mRNA catabolic process, nonsense-mediated decay
Cellular component (GO): cytoplasm; exon-exon junction complex
Molecular function (GO): RNA binding; protein binding
Source: RefSeq, a predicted model, not a curated record
GGAGUCUGGGCUUAAAAUGUCCAGGACAUCGGGUCAACCCGACCUGGUACCGACCCUCCCGGGUCGGGGUAUAAAAUGACAGGUGGAGGCGGGGAAACCGGAGCAAACCCUAGCAGCCGCCUUCGCCCGUUCUUCUCUCCCUCUCGUCUGCGUCUCCGUCUCCUCUUUUUUUCCGGCCAGCAGCUGCUGUCCGCCGGCUUGCGCUCUCUUUCUCUCGUCUGGAAGUCCCUUCUCUGUUCUCCGGCCUACUGACUACCGUCUCAGACGCCGGCGACCGGAGUUCUCCGAAUUAAAGUAAGUACUUGCUAUCACCACUAGGAAAGAUGGAUCACCCAGAGGAUGAUUGUCGUGUUGAAGGUGAACAUCAUGGUAAACAAGACGAUGAGAUGCAUAAGUAUGUUAAUUGUGGAUUCCAGGAGGCUGUUGCACGUCAUGAGGAACUUAAAAAGUCAGUGGAGGCUAAAAUGGCUCUUCGUCAGAGUAACCUGAACCCCGAAAGACCUGACUCUGGUUUCCUCAGGACAUUAGAUUCCAGCAUUAAGCGCAACACUGCAGUUAUUAAAAAACUUAAGCAGAUUAAUGAAGAGCAGCGGGAAAGUUUGAUGGAUGAGUUGCGAGGUGUCAACUUAAGCAAAUUUGUUAGUGAAGCAGUGACAGCUAUUUGUGAUGCCAAGCUUAGAUCUUCAGACAUACAAGCUGCUGUUCAGAUCUGUUCUUUGCUUCAUCAAAGGUACAAAGACUUCUCACCAAGUUUGAUUCAAGGCCUCUUAAAAGUCUUUUUCCCUGGGAAGUCUGGGGAUGACUUGGAGAUAGACCGAAAUUUACGAGCCAUGAAAAAGCGCAGCACUUUAAAGCUCCUUUUGGAAAUUUACUUUGUCGGAGUUGUUGAAGACAGUAGUAUUUUUGUUAAUAUCAUUAAGGAUCUUACUAGCAUGGAGCACUUAAAGGAUCGAGAAGCAACUCAGACAAACCUGUCUUUGCUUGCCAGUUUUGCACGGCAAGGAAGGACUUUCAUCGGACUUCCACAAUCUGGAGAAGAAAUCCUUGAAGAGUUUUUUAAGGGUCUUAAUAUUCAAGCGGAUCAGAAGAAAUUUUUCCGGAAGGCAAUGCAUUCCUAUUAUGAUGCAGUUGCAGAACUACUUUUAUCAGAGCACAAUUCACUUCGCCAAAUGGAGCAUGAAAAUGCAAAGAUCCUUAAUGCAAAAGGUGAGCUGAGUGAUGAAAAUGCCUCUUCGUAUGAAAAGCUGCGAAAAUCUUAUGACCAUCUGUAUCGCGGUGUUUCAGCUUUAGCUGAGGCUCUUGACAUGCAGCCUCCAGUGAUGCCAGAGGAUGGUCACACAACUAGGGUCACAACAGGGGAGGACACAUCAUCUCCUGGUUCUGGGAAAGAUUCUUCUGUUCUUGAAGCAAUAUGGGAUGAUGAAGAUACUAGAGCUUUUUAUGAAUGCUUACCAGAUCUAAGAGCAUUUGUUCCUGCAGUAUUAUUGGGUGAAGCAGAGCCCAAGGCAGAUCAGGCUUCAAAGACACAGGAGCAACCAUCUCAUGGAAUCUUUUGUGCAAAGGACUUGGCACCUGAUUCAGACCAAGGUCAGAUGGCUAGCUCAGAUUAUGUGGAGAUUUCUUUGGAUUCUGGAACUUUGCAGGAGGGCAAAAAUGAGAAAGGGAAAGAUAAAGAUGAAAAAGACAAAGAAAAGACAAAAGAUCCUGACAAAGAGAAAGGAAAAGACAAGGAUUCUGAGAAAAAAGGAGAAAUUGAGAAGGAAAAAAUUAAAGGUCUUGAGGGAACAAAUUUGGAUGGUCUACUGCAGAGGCUUCCUGGUUGUGUGAGCCGUGACCUGAUUGAUCAGUUAUCUGUGGAAUUUUGUUAUUUAAAUUCGAAAUCACACCGAAAAAAGCUUGUCAGGGCUUUGUUUAAUGUGCCCCGGACAUCUCUGGAAUUGCUGCCAUACUACUCACGCAUGGUUGCUACGCUGUCAACUUGUAUGAAGGAUGUCUCUUCCAUGCUCUUGCAGUUAUUGGAGGAGGAGUUUAACUUUUUGAUAAAUAAGAAGGAUCAAAUGAACAUUGAAACAAAGAUCAGGAAUAUUCGGUUCAUUGGAGAACUUUGCAAGUUCAGGAUUGCUCCAGCUGGCCUUCUUUUUAGUUGUUUGAAGGCUUGUUUAGAUGAUUUUACUCAUCAUAAUAUUGAUGUUGCUUGCAAUCUUCUUGAGACAUGUGGUCGGUUUCUUUACCGGUCUCCUGAAACUACUGUACGGAUGGCUAACAUGUUGGAGAUAUUGAUGCGUUUAAAAAAUGUCAAAAAUUUGGAUCCUCGUCACAGCACACUAGUGGAAAAUGCUUAUUACCUUUGUAAACCACCAGAACGAUCUGCACGGGUCUCUAAAGUCCGUCCAGCAUUGCAUCAGUACAUCCGAAAACUACUUUUCUCAGAUCUCGACAAGUCUUCAAUUGAGCAUGUUCUGAGACAACUCCGCAAAUUACCUUGGAGUGAAUGUGAAUUAUACCUUCUUAAAUGCUUUAUGAAGGUUCACAAAGGAAAGUAUGGUCAGAUUCACUUGAUUGCAUCACUUACUGCUGGCUUGAGUCGGUAUCAUGAUGAAUUUGCAGUUUCUGUUGUCGACGAGGUCUUGGAGGAAGUAAGACUGGGAUUGGAGGUGAAUGACUAUGGGAUGCAGCAACGCCGCCUUGCUCACAUGCGGCUUUUAGGGGAACUAUAUAACUAUGAGCAGUUGGAAUCAUCUGUCAUUUUUGAUACACUUUACUUGAUUCUCGUGUUUGGCCAUGGAACUCCAGAGCAAGAUGUGUUGGACCCACCAGAAGACUGUUUUCGUGUGAGAAUGGUUAUUACACUUCUUGAAACCUGUGGGCAUUAUUUUGGUCGAGGUUCUUCAAAGAGGAAACUUGAUCGGUUUUUAAUUCAUUUCCAGAGAUAUAUUCUUGGAAAAGGUGUAUUACCUCUGGAUAUUGAAUUUGAUUUACAGGACUUAUUUGCGGAUUUACGUCCAAACAUGACCCGUUAUGCAUCCAUUGAAGAAGUUGAUACAGCUCUAAUUGAACUUGAGGAGCAUGAACAUAUUGUUUCUACUGAUAAGGCCAACAGUGAGAAGCACUCAGACACGGAAAAACCUUCAAGCAGGAGUGCAGCUGGUAGCGUCUCAGUGAAUGGACGUAGCCUUGCAAAUGGUGUUGAGGAAAAUGAAGUACAUGAGGUGAUGGCAGACAGUGAGACUGAUUCAGGGAGUGGCACCGUUGACCCGGAGGGACAUGAUGAGGAUGAAGAUUUGGAUGAAGAGAAUAAUGGUGAUGUAGACAGUGAAGAUGAUUAUGACGAUACAGGUGGUCCUGCCUCUGAGGAGGAUGAAGAAGUCCAUGUUAGGCAGAAGGUGACAGAGGUGGACCCGCAGGAGGAAGCAGAGUUUGACAGAGAACUUAAGGCUUUGAUGCAGGAGAGCUUGGAUUCGCGAAAGCUAGAAUUGCGGGCCCGGCCAACAUUGAACAUGAUGGUACCUAUGAACGUGUUUGAGGGACCCACUAAUAAAGAUCAUCAUGGAAGGGGAUUUGAGGGGGAAAGCGGCGAUGAGACACUAGAUGAGGAGUCAGGAGGACACAAGGAGGUCAGGGUGAAAGUUCUUAUGAAGCGUGGGAACAAGCAACAAACAAAGCAGAUGUCCAUUCCCCGGGAUUGCUCACUGGUUCAGAGCACAAAACAGAAAGAAGCAGCCGAGCUCGAGGAGAAGCAAGACAUCAAGAGGUUGGUCUUGGAAUACAAUGAUAGAGAAGAGGAGGAGCUCAAUGGAUUGGGUGCCCAACCCAUUGGAUGGACACAAAGUGGGGGAAGCAGAUUUUCCAAUCGGGGCCAUGCAUGGGAAGCACACAGUGGGAGGACUCCCGGGUCGCGCCAGCGCUAUCAGCAUCAUCCAGGCGGUGGUUCCUACUAUAGCCGAAGAAAGUGAGAGGCCAUUUAAGCUGCAGAACUUUGAGUGGUGCUUCAAUUUGCUGGGUUCGCUUGCCAUUUGAAACAGGUUCGUCGGUCCUGUCGGUACAUGUUAAAUACUGCUAAUUCAUCAACAAUCUGACGAAGAUGUGUAUCCGCAGGUGGGUCCUAUUCUGAGUCUCCUACUGCAAGUAAGGGUGGUUAUAUACAAUAUUCACUGUUGCUAAAUGUUUCUCUCUAUACCAACUGGAACUUUUGGAACUAAUGUAUAUAUUGUAAAUAGAUUUGAGGACAGGGUUGGUACUUGGAUCGAGGCUGCAAACAUCCAACAUUUGUGUAUUACCUUCUUUUUGUUUUUGGAAUGAAAAAAGAUAGCAUGAAACAA